This is a messenger RNA of Aspergillus wentii DTO 134E9, 861 nucleotides long. RefSeq names its product WW domain binding protein 11. The transcript has a single exon. Gene Ontology annotation, biological process: RNA processing. The coding region runs from base 1 to 861 and encodes 286 amino acids. The record is from RefSeq and is a predicted model, not a curated record. Lineage: Eukaryota; Fungi; Ascomycota; Eurotiomycetes; Eurotiales; Aspergillaceae.
AUGGCGAAAGAUAAGGAACGCUCCGUGAACCCUGCCGCGGCGCAGCGGAAACAAGAUAAACAAAAGAGCUUGAAAAAAGGAAAAGCAGAGGCGCUGGCACGCCGAAAUGAAAAACUAGGCCGUCGCAAUCCCGAGCGCAUCCAACGGCAAAUCAACGACCUGAAGGAAAUGCAACAGUCCGGGCAAAAGUUGCGGCCACGCGAAGAGCAGAUCCUAGAAGCCCUCGAAAAGGACCUGCGGGCGGUGCAGAAAGCAAGAGAAGCUCUGGGCGACAAGGCGCCCAAGUUCCACAGCGGUGGUUUUAGAGAUCGUGACGAUGGCGAUGGUGUACUCGGGAAGAGGCGGAGGAAUGAACAUAGCCGUUUCGGACAAGACAGCGAUAGUAGUGAGACGGAUGAGGAGGUGCGGAGGAUACCCAUGCCCCGGGACACACCCCCGCCUAUUCCACGACAAUACCAGAAGAGAAGAGGACCGGAGACAGAUUCGCAGCAUGCUGGAAGCCAGGGACCUCAUGCCCUACCAUCGAGACCGCCAGUGGUGGAAUCCAAAGCGGUCUACGAAGCCCAGCCAGAAGUCAGGAACCUACGCCAGGAAGCUAUCAACAAGUUCAUCCCUGCUGCUGUCAGGGCUAAACAGGAUGCACUCAAAGGACAAGGGAAGCUACUGGAACCAGAGGAAAUGGACAAGCUUGAAAAGGCAGGAUACCAAGCCAGAGCUAUGGAAGCAGAAAAAGACGCAAAUACCAAUAAGCCCGCUACUGGUGAUGACAGUUACCAGAGAUCAUUGGAGGAGGAAGAGAGGCGAUUCAACCAAGAACUGAGAUCCGUACAGAUCGAGGAAGUCGAGGAUGAAGAAGCAUAA